GCUGCGUCAAAAGUUCAUGGCGUUGCUCCCUACUUUUUUAGACGUCUCUGGAGCUUUAUGCUUGACAUGUUCUCUACAAGAGCAUAUGGAAUUUGAAAGGAGAAUGCGAGAUGUGGAUUGUGAAAGCGAGCUCGAACCCACAUCCCAACCAGGCUUUUUGAGUUGCUGAUCAGCUUCUUCUGACGAGGCGGCUGUGCAUUUAAUCCUGCAAAAGCCCCGCACCUGACUCAAUUCAGCAGCAUGGCUUCCUGGAGAAGUUUCUGCAAGCAUCUGAGCGGAAGCGCACAAAUCUUGGGGCAGGUUAGGCAGCUCAGCGAAGGUGGUCAACAUGGCUUCUUCGCCAGGGGGUCCUUGCGGCGGUGGUUCGGCUCGGGGGCUUCCCUUGAUGGCAAAACCGAGUCUCAAAAGGCCUGGGAGCAGAAGGCCAGGAAAGAGUGCAAGGGGGAGGAUCCUUAUACAAAGCUGGCGCACGACUCACAAGAGGGCUUUCUGUUAAAGCCCGUAUACACCAAGUCGGACGUCCCCCCCGAGGCCUGGGAAGAGUUGCCGGGAGUCUGGCCCUAUACACGGGGUCCCUAUGCCAGCAUGUAUACACAGAGGCCCUGGACGAUCAGGCAGUACGCAGGAUUCAGCACGGCCGAAGAGUCCAACGCGUUCUACCGCCGCAACCUCGCAGCCGGGCAAAAGGGUCUCUCCGUCGCAUUCGACCUCGCGACGCAUCGCGGGUACGACUCAGACCACCCUCGUGUCCUGGGUGACGUCGGCAUGGCGGGCGUGGCGAUCGACAGCGUUGAAGACAUGAAGGUUUUGUUCGAAGGGAUCCCCCUGGACCAAAUGAGCGUUUCGAUGACCAUGAAUGGGGCGGUCCUGCCGGUGCUGGCGAUGUAUAUCGUAGCGGCCGAGGAGCAGGGCGUGAAGUCGAGCCAGCUGUCGGGUACUAUCCAGAACGACAUCCUAAAGGAGUACAUGGUGCGCAACACGUACAUCUACCCCCCCGCGCCGAGCAUGCGCAUCGUUGGUGACAUCAUGGCCUACACUGCGCAGCACAUGCCGCGCUUCAACUCCAUCUCCAUCUCCGGCUAUCAUAUGCAGGAGGCGGGCGCCAAUAGCACUCUGGAGCUCGCCUUCACGAUCGCCGACGGUCUCGAGUACGUGCGCUGCGGAACGGAAUCCGGUCUCUCCGUCGACGCCGUUGCGCCACGGUUCUCCUUCUUCUGGGCGAUCGGGAUGAACUUCUACAUGGAGAUUGCGAAAAUGCGCGCGGGGCGUCGACUCUGGGCGAAGCUGGUUAAAGAGAAGUUCAACCCGGUUAAGGAGCAGUCUAUGGUGCUGAGAACCCACUGCCAAACGUCGGGUUAUAGCUUAACUGAGCAGGACCCAUAUAAUAACAUAGUUAGGACGACGGUCGAGGCGAUGGCAGCGGUUAUGGGCGGGACGCAGUCGCUGCACACCAACUCGUUCGACGAGGCGCUCGCGCUGCCUUCGGAAACGUCGGCGAGGAUUGCAAGGAACACGCAGCUGAUCCUCCAGGAAGAAACGGGUAUCACCAGUGUGGCGGACCCUUGGGGGGGGUCGUUCUUCAUGGAGGCCCUUACUGCAAAGCUGGAACAGCAAGCACUGGAAGUGAUUAUCGAAGUCGAAGCAAAGGGGGGAAUGACGGCAGCCAUUCAGUCGGGGAUGCCGAAGCGGCGAAUCGAGGAGUGCGCGGCCCGAAAGCAGGCCCGGAUAGACAGCGGCCAGGAGGUGAUUGUCGGUGUGAAUAAGUACCGGCUGCCAACUGAAGAGAAAGUCGAGGUGCUGUCGAUUGACAACAAAGCGGUGCUGGCCAGCCAACUAGAGCGGCUAGAAAAAGUAAGGGCGUCGCGGGACGGGGAGAAAGUGCAAGAGGCGAUGGACCGACUGACGGAGGCUGCAGCGUCUCCAGACCGCUCCGCCCACAAUCUGCUCGCGCUCACCGUCGCGGCAGCGCGCGCGCGAGCCACCGUGGGCGAAAUAAGCUAUGCGCUCGAGAAGGUGUUCGGGCGGCACCGCGCGGACAGCUCCGUCGUAUCCGGAGCGUACAGUACAGCCGUUGGCGAGGGGGGCGACGAAGAGAUGGAGAAAGUGCGGGAGCUUGUCGCCCAUUUUGCGGACGCGGAGGGGCGGAACCCACGGAUACUUGUCGCGAAGAUGGGUCAAGAUGGCCAUGAUCGGGGCGCCAAGGUGAUCGCGACCGGGUUAGCGGACCUGGGUUUCGACGUCGACAUCGGACCGCUUUUUUCGACGCCCGAGGAGGUGGCGCGUCACGCCGUGGAAGCGGACGUGCACUGCGUGGGGAUAAGUAGCCAGGCGGCGGGGCACCGGACGCUCGUACCACAACUUGUACAGGCGCUUAAAGACCAGGGUCUUGCUGACGUCCUCGUGGUGGUUGGUGGUGUCAUCCCCCCCGACGACUACGACUUCCUCUACCAGUCGGGUGUCGGGGCCAUAUUCGGCCCGGGGACUCGCAUUCCGGCUGCUGCUCAGGAUAUCCUGUCCAAGAUCAAGCGACAAGAGCCAGAAAAACAAGAAGCGACUGGAUGAUUCAUCCGACUAGGAUGACGUCCUUGUCCCAGUUGCGAAUUGUCACCACUUGUAAAGUGUUUCUUCGCGUUGGCGGCUUCGAUCCUCUAGAGCUAGUCAGCCUUUCAACUAGUUUGAUUUGGAGGGUGACGUCAACUUUGACCCUUAGCAGCCUACCGAAAGGUCUGAGUUUGUGCGAGGCAGAGCGAUCGAGAGACUAAACUGGCAUGCAGAGGAUAUGCACGAGUGUAAAUAGAUCGGCACCAAGUAUGAGCUAGCGCGUCCCGUGACGGUUCGAACAUUUGGAGCCGACUGCAUCGACAAAUUUCCAUCAUGAUCUGUGCAUGACCUCUGCAGUUGAAAGCGGGUGUCUGGUCGAAUAUUACGGCAUGAUGCCAGCUAGCUUUCCGG
Molecule: messenger RNA, 2952 nt
Organism: Klebsormidium nitens
Lineage: Eukaryota; Viridiplantae; Streptophyta; Klebsormidiophyceae; Klebsormidiales; Klebsormidiaceae
Source: the annotation of a GenBank genome assembly